Drosophila ananassae is the source of this 1785-nucleotide messenger RNA. RefSeq lists its product as uncharacterized. The record is from RefSeq and is a predicted model, not a curated record. The transcript has a single exon. Bases 1 to 1785 code for a protein of 594 amino acids. NCBI's taxonomy places the organism in Eukaryota, Metazoa, Arthropoda, Insecta, Diptera, Drosophilidae.
AUGCGCAGAACUAUUUCACUGCUGCUGCUACUUUCAACGGGAGUCCAACUCCAAGAGAUGGAAGAAUACAACAUGACACUGGUGAAGGCGGUGCUACGAGUCAUUGGCAGUCGGGAGCCUUGGCAGAAUACUCCGAUAUUCCACGGUCUCUACUCCGAAAGGGACGGUAUCAACGAUUUGAUGAUGUGGCUCCAACACGAUAUGCAAGUUACCUGCCAUGCUCUGGAUACAACGACUCCAGCCCAUAAACAGAUUCCACUUGGACACUACAAGAUCAGAGCCGACAAUGCAGUUGGUUUGCUCUUCUGCCGGAGCAGCCACGAACCCAUAUGGCUGAAUCUGGACAAGAGUUUGCGAAAAUUGAAGCUCAUUCGAAUGAUUGUCGUGCUGUCCAAUAGUCGGAGCGGUUCCUACAGAGCCAUGAUGAACAUUUUCAAUCGGUUGUGGGAAUUUCAGUUCCUGAAUGUGGUGGUGGUGCACAAGGAUCAGAUUUACUCUUACUCCCCCUAUCCGGAGGUGCAUUUUUACAAGCUGGACAUGGAUGCCAAUCCGCUCUUUCCUCCGGCCACAACUAAUUUUCAAGGCUACGAGGUCUCCACUCCAGUGGAGAAUGAUGUUCCAAGGGUGUUCUUCAUAAGAGAUCAGAAGACAGGAUGCUGGCAGCCCCGAGGAUAUGGAUAUAGGGUAUUCGCAGAGUAUCUCAAGCGGCACAAUGCCUCUCUCCUAGUGAGUAAUCCCUACCAGGACCAUACACCGAAUCAGAGUGUGAACAUGGGAAGGAUUAUUGAGAUGAUACAUGAUGGCCAGUUGGAAAUCUCCCUGCACCCGUAUGUAGAUGUGCCGGAAAACAUUGGAGAUCAUAGCUACCCACUGAUAGUGGCCAGAAAUUGCCUGAUUGUUCCGGUUAGGAACGAGAUUCCCCGCAAUGCCUAUCUAUACCUGCCGCUGGACAGGUGGAGUUGGCUGCUCCUCCUUGGAGCAGUGAUUUACAUUAGCUUGAUAAUCUACUGGAUCCAGCCUGGUCCAGGACAUAGGAGCCUUAACAUCCUUGAUGGCAUUAGCAGAGUAUUAUUCAUCAGCCUCCCAUCCAGGAUCUACCAUCCUUCCCUGAGGUACUUUGCAGUCUCGUUUCAGGUCACCAUCUUGGGGUUCAUUGUGACCAACAUGUACAGCAUUCAGUUGAGCAGCUUCUUCACCACCCUGGUGAUGGGUGAGCAAGUGGACACCAUGGAGCAGUUGGUCGAGCAAAAGCAGAGGGUCUUGGUGAAACAUUACGAAAUCAGCACCUUUCUGCGCCACGUGGAGCCGCGCUUGGUGGAGAAGGUUUCCCGGCUGCUGGUCGGAGCCAAUUCCAGUGAGCAGGUUUCCGCCCUCCUCAGUUUCAAUCGCAGCUUUGCUUAUCCCUUCACCGUGGAACGAUGGGAGUUCUUCUCCCUGCAACAGCAGUAUGCCUUCAAGCCCAUUUUCCGGUUUUCUUCGGCCUGUCUGGGAUCUCCCAUCAUCGGGUAUCCGAUGAGGAGGGACUGCCACUUGCAGAGGUCUCUCAACAUCUUCAUAAUGAGGAUACAGGACUCGGGGAUUCUGAAGCACUGGUUCAUCUCUGAUUUCAACGAUGCUCUCAGCUUCGACUACGUUCGGCUCCUGGACAACGUCUUGGGAUUCCACGCCCUGGAUCUGGAUGCCUUGCGACUGGGCUGGGCAGUCCUGGCAUAUGGAUGGAUCUUAUCCUUCUUUCUUUUCCUUUGCGAGCGUUGGAGAUUCUAUCGAUUCCAUCAUCGUCACUGA